UGUGUAUUAAACUAAAGCAAUUAGGGUGAAGCCCAAGGUGGCAGAAGUCACUGAUUUCCUGUCACCUGGUAUCUAUCAGAGAUCCUAGGCCUGGCCCAUCUCACUCACCCGCUGGGCACUGCUCGCUUCCAAACUGAACUCAGCAGCAAGCAUCUACACCAGCCCUUGAGCCUUAAGACCUUGGAGACUCAGGAGUUUUGAGGGUGAAAUGACGACGCCCAGAAACUCAAUGAUUGGAGCUUUCCCAGCAGAUCCUGUGAAAGGUCCCAUUGCCAUGCAACCUGUCCCCAAACUAAUUCCCAGGAGGGUGCCUUCGAUGGUCCCUACACAAAGCUUCUUCAUGAGGGAAUCUAAGGCUUUGGGGGCUGUCCAGAUCAUGAACGGGCUCUUCCACAUGACCCUGGGCAGCCUCCUGUUGUUCCACAUGGAGGUCUAUGCACCCAUCUGUGUAACUUUGUGGUACCCUCUCUGGGGAGGCCUUCUGUAUAUCAUUUCUGGAUCAUUCCUGGCAGCAGCGGAGAAAAGCCCCAGGAAGAGUUUGGUCAAAGCAAGGAUGGUAAUGAACUCAUUGAGCCUCUUUGCUGCUAUUUCCGGAAUAAUUUUUUUGAUCAUGGACAUAUUUAAUAUUACUAUUUCCCAUUUUAAAAUGGAGAAUCUGAACCUUAUUAAAACUCCCACGCCUUAUAUUAACAUAUACGACUGUGAACCAGCUAACCUCGCUGAGAAAAACUCUCUAUCUAUGCGAUACUGUGAAAGCAUGCGAGCUGUGUUCUUGAGCACUUUUGCAGUGAUGCUGAUCUUUGCCUUCCUCCAGAAAUUUGUGACAGCUGGCACGGUUGAAAAUGAAUGGAAAAAAAUGUGCUCCAGACCCAAAGCUAAUGUGGUUCUCCUGUCGGCUGAAGAAAAAAAAGAACAGGCCAUUGAAAUAAAAGAAGAAGUAGUCGAGCAGACUGAAAUACCUUCCCAACCAAAGAAUGAAGAAGAGAUUGAAAUUAUUCCAGUCCAAGAAGAAGAAGAAGAAGAAGAAGAAGAAACAGAAAUAAACUUUCCAGAGCCUCCCCAAGAUGAGGAAUCUUCACCAAUAGAAAACGACAGUGCCCCUUAAACUAUUUUUUUUUCUAUUUUAUGUUUCCUCUUCUUUUAAGCAUUAGUGCCUGCAGCUUACAAGAGACAUACUUGCCCCUAUUUCUGGAGGCACUUUGCAUGUAUCCUCCAUGUCUCUCUCUGGUCUUUGCAUGGAGUGGCCACAGCUCCCUUCUCCCGCCCUCAUUGAGAGUAUGAUUAUAGGCCAUUGUAGCAGGUUGUGUCGUCAUGCUUCUUGUUUAGGGCAGCUUUCUUACAUUUAAAAAAAAGGGGGGGGGCGCUGAAUAAGGGCUGCAGUAUAUGAUUUGGAUAAGGUCUAGUAGUAGCAAGAUUAGCAGUAGUAGUUUUGUUUUUUGUUUUUUGUUUUUUUCAUUUCUUCCCCCUGCAGUGGGAAGACUCCACAUCAGAUGAAAAAUAUAAGCGACUGCUCCAUGCCAUCUCUAAACUAUCUUUAGUUCCUUCCACAUCUACAUUUUUCAUGGAGUCUCUUUUGCACCACUAUUUUCAGGAAAGUAAAAAAAUAAUAAUAAUGAGGUCCAAUAAAGAACCUAUGCCAUCUAUUUUUUUGUGGGGUUGACAUUAUGUGGCUCCCACACCACAUCAGGGGGGCACUAAGUGGCCAGCCCUCAGCCCUGUCUUCAUACAAACAGCACCUCUUAUAUAUGGACACAUAUCUGUAUGCGUUAACUUUCCCUAACAUAUGCUCUAGGCUCUUGGUUGCACUGUCUACCUACUUUUAGCCUUUAGAGAAGACAAGAAAGAAUGAAAGAAAAAAAUGCCAUAAUGAGCCCCCAAAUCAUAAAUGAUAAUCAAUACUUGUAUCUGUAAAAUAUUUUCUAGUUCACAUAGUAUUUUUUCAAAUAAUUGCAAUUGAUCUUCCAUGAUCAAGGAAAAAAAAAAUACCCUACCCCUAUUUACAAAUGUUCAAAGAGGCUACAUAACUCAUAAGAAAGUAAAGGUAGUUUGUCAAUGGUCACAGCCAGGAAUCUUGAGAGCCUCGUUUCAUACCCAGAUCUUCUUACUCAAAUGCUAUCCUGUCUGAAAUAACCAAACUGCCUAUCUGAUGUCUGCAUAAACUACUACAGGUUUCAUCAAGCACCUACUCUCUGAUCAGCAUGAAACAGGUGUUGAGAGACACAAAAUUGUUAGCGAUCAGGUUUUUACCCAUUGGUAACAAAAAGACUUAGACCUUCAAAAAGCAUUAAUAUAUAAUAAGCUGACAGAGUAUAUAAUGCAGACACUAAGAGCUACAGACAUUCUGAGAAAGAGAAUCAUGCUUGGAAAUAACAUAAUCACU
This is a messenger RNA of Sus scrofa (pig), 2380 nucleotides long. It is a transcript of the gene MS4A1, whose product is annotated as membrane spanning 4-domains A1. Gene Ontology annotation, biological process: cell surface receptor signaling pathway. Lineage: Eukaryota; Metazoa; Chordata; Mammalia; Artiodactyla; Suidae. The record is from RefSeq and is marked validated. Gene Ontology annotation, cellular component: plasma membrane; external side of plasma membrane.